This is a messenger RNA of Rhipicephalus sanguineus (brown dog tick), 1493 nucleotides long. Its product is annotated as transmembrane protein 231. The transcript is spliced from 7 exons. The record is from RefSeq and is a predicted model, not a curated record. Gene Ontology annotation, cellular component: ciliary membrane; ciliary transition zone. Gene Ontology annotation, biological process: cilium assembly; regulation of protein localization. NCBI's taxonomy places the organism in Eukaryota, Metazoa, Arthropoda, Arachnida, Ixodida, Ixodidae. The coding region runs from base 25 to 921 and encodes 298 amino acids.
CAAUUGUUGUGUACAAAAUUACAAAUGGCGGUUUACACAUUAUUUUGCGAAGGCGUUCACCGCAAGCAUAAAGCAAGCCUAUGCUCGAAGGCGACUGUGUUUGUUGUGUUUCUAAGCUUUGCAACAGUCGUAAUUCCAUUCAUCUUUGCUUACAAGGACCUAGGGUUCUGGAAGAAGCUAGAUCAGUACCAAGAACAGCCUGAAGUUCGCUUCAAACGUCGUCUGAUAGUUGUACUAGAAGGUGGCGAGGGACUCGUAUUUUGGAGUUCUUACCCUUUCUUAAACUUUCAUGCUACAGGAUUGAGCGUGCCCUCUGUAGAGGAUAUGGAAGAAGACUUCGAUUACGAUGGGAAAAUGGACGAGCUGAGUCUGGGCAUUAAAAUGCCGCUACCAAGAAAGUUCGACGUGCUUUGUGUGAAAAUCCUUCUUCUAUUUGAUUGUAGGAUUGCGACGUACACCAGGGUCUCAUAUGAGGGGCUAGCUUUUAUAGACCACUCCUCCAGCAUUUCCGGCUCGGAACUUUCACUUACAGCAGAAUUGAGACUUCAUCAGAAGGAACUGCUACGACGUGGGUCACAUGACAGCCGCUUUGAGCAUUCCAUCAUCAAACAGGACAGUUCUAGCAUGUAUUCAUUCAGCCUCGACUACAUUCUACAUGAGUACUCAAAACGAAAUGUGACAACGCAGCUAUCCAAUGUUCAAAGUACAUGGAGGGCUGCCUCAAAUGCUACGCAUUUCCUGGCCAAACUGAGGAUCAAGUACCCAGUAGAGAUUUUGUGGUAUCGCCCUGGGGUUUGGCAAGUCCUGAAGCAUGCCUGGACCCAGUAUUUGGCAUUUCUUGCCAUUUUUCUUUUACUGGGUGAAAGGAUGAAGGAGUUUGUAUUUGGGAACCAAAUACUCGAAACUUACCCGUCAGUAUAGUUGAGAGUGACCAGUACUACCUAAUGAAUAGAUGCUUCCAGCAGUGUGCAGCAUGGACACUGGGCACCAUAUGUACACUCCUUAUAGUAAUUUGCACAACUCCUACAGCACAGGUCAGUAUCAGUUUUGUUCUGUUUUUUUUUCUUAUUCCUGCUGUUGCCCUUGCUUUCCACAUAAGCUAGGAACACUCAAGCAAUUUUCUGUGCUUUAAACAGUUUCAGUUCACUGACACUUAACUUCAUGCUGUGCAUUCAUCUGCAAAGGGAAAAAGGGGGGGUAAUUGAGAAGGUACUCCCAUAAUGGGAAAGGACUUAGGGGCUGUACUUAUAAGGUGUUCUGCUUCAGUGUAAAGACAGUUAAGCAUCUGCACAUUUCAUUUAUUUAUUGUUCUCUUACACUGCAGCACAGUGGUCUGUAUAUUACAUAUAUAUCUCUUUAAGCGCAUGCAGGCAAAGCAGGCUUAGUGCAUGGACUAGAGGAAUGAAACUGCAUUAGAAGUCCCAGCAUGUGAACAUGACAUCAUGGCUAAAAGCUGCACCAUCUUUUGUUCUGCAUCCAUGGCUCUUGUAUAU